AUGCUCUUCUACUGUCUAUUCUUAUUGACUUUUGUUAAUUUCGACUCCACCGUCGCUCAGAUCGACGUCGAUCAGGCGUUGAAUCAGAACAAACUCAAUUUGGGAGCCGCGUCGACGGUGUCUGGCUUGAGCGACGAUGAGUUGGCAAAGGUACGGUUCGAAGUCGAAUUCAACUUCAAAAUCACAUCACGACCAACUUAACUUCAGACAUUUCCCCGUACAAACGUGCCUCGGAUGCGAAACGCGCUCAACUCUCUCCGCCAAAACUGGUCGGCAAAGUUACAAGCGAUGCCGGCGAGGAGCUAUCUGUCCGGGAGCGAUCAGGGUCAAACGAACGGGAUUCUGGAACUAGUUUGAUAAUAUCAAUGUGUUUAAGAUAACCGACUUUUCAGCAAAAACCAUUGCGAGACAAGCCGAGAGAUCGGAUAAAAGUGGAGGGAGAUACUCUACAUCAAGUGAACAGGGCCGCCGGGCUCAAUGACAUUCUGUACCAAGGCGAUAUGGUGCUCACAGAGUUUGUUGCAUCGAUUUCGAGGCGUUUUUGGCAGAAAAUUUCCGUCUUUUCUUCUCUGAAAAUAAGGGGUUGUAUGGUGGAUUGAUUGAUAGUACAUAGUCAAUCUUCGCUCUUGAUUCUCUUGGUCAAUUCUGAAGAUGAGAUGUUAUACUAACUUGUCGUUAUGAAAUCAUAUCGUCAAACUAAUACCGCGUAAAAUGAGUACAGACGGCCUUUGCUGCGCGCGAUCCCAUUAGGACCCGAUCUACAGGAUCCAUUUGAUCGAUCUUUUUCCGCCUGUUUUAUUAUGAUUCCUACUACUCAUAUCCUUUCUUUCCGCGCGCGAAUAAACAAACGAAUCGACAGAUAAUUCUAUGCUCUACAACUUUCUAUCUGACAACUUUUCAUGAUCAUGUUUCGGUGCCGAGAUAUUUUUGCAUAAUUGAAAGUACCAAGUACGUAGUCUUUGCAUUCAAGCCAAAAUAUCUCAACGCACAGGCAUGCAAACAAAAAGUGAUUAACUGAACAGUUGUAGGCCAUACAUUUAUAUUUGCAUUUGUUUUUUAAUAUUUAAACAAUCUUUAAAAAUGACGGAGAUAAUCGAGAUCUAAUUUUGACUAUUUGAAGCCAAAGUGUAUGAGCUAGUUUUCGAUGUAAAAAACGAUGUAAGCAAUUGUAUAAAUAUAGAUGUUUUCUCUGCAAACGCCUCCUUUCAGUAGCUAUUGUAAAUGUACAUGUUCAGUGAGCAAAUCUCCACAAUCCUGGAAGCUCAGCAACAAGACACCCGGUCCAAGAGACAAGCCUAUCGGUAAGACCCCCUCCCCCCCUUCUUUUCACUCUUCCAACAUCAUCUUCCACUCGCUUUCAGUGAUCGAUAUUAUCCGUCAACCACGUGGGGAACAUCUGUCUAUUACUACUACGACACAACGGCAAGUGAGUGUUUUUCGGCCGCCGUUUUAUGAGACCGUAAUGUGCUGCAUGUUCAGCGGCGAAAAUUGUGAAAGCGUUCGAACAGGCGGUCGCGUUCUGGCAGAAUGUCACUUGUAUCAACAUUUAUCAGAGUAGCACAGGUAUGCGGGGAAACCGAGAAAUUCCCUUUUUCGACCGUCGAUUUUCAGCUGUGAACAGAAUUCGCGUCUUCAAAGGACAAGGGUGCUAUUCGUACGUGGGCCGAAUCAGCGGAGUUCAGGACUUGUCCCUGGGCACCGGCUGCGAAGAGGUUUGCGAUCACGGAAAUGACGAUGCGCCUUUAAAGUACGGUGGCACUUUCAGUUUGGCACGGCCGCUCAUGAACUCGGGCAUGCUCUCGGCUUCUUUCACACUCAAUCCAGAUACGAUCGGGACAACUACAUUUCGAUUAACUACGCAAACAUCGAUGUAAACUAAGGAUGGGCUGGCUCUUGACCUAUUUGAAAUAAUCUGAUUGGGUCCAAACUUUGCAGGCUUCUAAGACUUGGAUUGGAGUAUUUUGGGACCAAGUUUCAGACCGAUCGGAUUUUCUUGGAUCCACAUAUAUCUAGAAGGAAUCAGUCCCAAACUACUUCGAUCCAAGUCCGAUUCUCACAAAACCUGUGCCGGCCCAGUCCUGAUCUAAAUCACGCAUUUUCAAUUAACUUCAAAACAGAGUAUUUGUUUAGCGGUCUUACGUGGAACAAUUCGAUAAGGAAAGCCAAUCGACGAACUACAACUACGGAAUGCCGUACGAUUACGGAUCGAUCAUGCAGUACGGCGCGACGAGUGCCUCUUCGAACGACAAACCGACGAUGGUGGCGAGAGACACCGAGUACCAGGAUACUAUGGGAUCGGACUUUGUCGGCUUUUACGAUAUCUCGAUGAUGAACGAGCAUUACAAGUGUAAGGGUACGUUACGAUAUUCAAGUUCUUCGGCUAGAUCUCAAAUGAACAUGUCAGAACUGUGUCCGUCGGCGACAUCGGCUCAGUGCACAAACGGAGGAUUUGCGAGCCCGCGAAACUGUGCCGUCUGCAUUUGUCCGUCGGGUUACGGUGGCACUUUGUGUGACCAACGGGUACGGAGAGAGCAAACUUGUGCACGACGAAUACAAUCCGAACAUUUGCAGCCGCCCGGAUGUGGACAGACUUUGAACGCGACCGACACGUGGCAGACAAUCAGCAACACGAUCGGUGACGGUCUUCCGACGCUUCGCGACAAUCACACAAUGUGCAAUUAUUGGGUGCAAGCGCCCGAGGGUCAGGCCAUCGAAAUUCGCAUUAAUGGAUUGACGGCCGUCACGAUUGAUGGCUGCAUUUUUGGCGGAAUCGAAGUGAAGACGAACAAGGAUCAGAAGUUGACUGGAUACAGGUGAGCGCUUUUGAGUCGCUACGCAGCCAAUUGGGGGCGACAACCUGCACAUCUAACGCGUCGAAAGUGUCCAAAUUCGAGCAUUUGUAGUCCGUAGUGUACUUUCGAACGUGGCUGGCUUUAACUGUUUCAAAAAAGUCAUAAUUGCCUAACAUUUCGCGCAAAAAAACAUUGAAUCGCUUCCAGAUAUUGUUCAUCCGCCGACGCGAACACCGUCCACCGCUCAACAGGAUCGCUCGUCCCAAUUGUGAUGUUCAAUCGGUACGCGAGCACGAAAGCCGUCCUCGAUUAUCGGACGGUGGGUCCGUCGGCCGACGCGCCCGCCACGUCACCCUCCUCCUCAACGUACGCGCCGAUCGUGAGCAGCUGUCAGGAUCUGCAUCCCAAGUCAGUUCGUCGCCCGCUGUCCCUUCGUUCAUUUCCAUUUUCAGCUGCGAUUUCUAUCUGUUUUUCGGGCUCUGUCGGAAUAGAAACAUUAGAAAGAACUGUCGAUUCACGUGUCGAGACUGUAGAGAUAAUAGUCAUAACUUUUUCGGUUCCAACUUUCAUAACAUGUUCAACUUCUACUCAUCCGCCAGUCACCGUUCCCGGUCCUCCGUCUCGUCAACUAACUGAUUCCCCGUUGCAGUUGUGCCGCCUACGCAUGGAAUGGCUUCUGUGUUAACCCGUUCUACUCGCUCCAGGCCCGUCAUUACUACUGCGCCUUCACGUGCGGUCUGUGUUGGAUGAAUAACAACUUCUAA
Molecule: messenger RNA, 3556 nt
Organism: Caenorhabditis sp. 36 PRJEB53466
Lineage: Eukaryota; Metazoa; Nematoda; Chromadorea; Rhabditida; Rhabditidae
Source: the annotation of a GenBank genome assembly